UCUUCGGUCGGCUCUUCUCCAUUUCCACUCUUCCCGCUGACACAGCAGGGCGCUCGCCGCCGCGCCGCGCAUGCCAAUGGCCACCGCCGCCGCCGCCGCUUUCUCCUCAUCCCGUAUCUCUUCCUCUAUUUCAACUCGUAUCCGCCGGAGACGCCCCGCGCCGCGCGCCUCCGCAGGCGGCGUCACGGCGCGCGCCCGGCGGCUGCGCUGCGAGUUCGUCGCCGGCGGAGGGAACGGAGCUCUCUCCGGAGAGGACGACCCUCGCCUCAUCGACCGCCAAAAAGCUCUUGAUGCAGCCAUGAGUGACAUAAACAACUCUUUUGGAAAAGGAAGCGUUACAAGAUUAGGCAGUGCCGGUGGUGCUUUUGUUGAGACGUUUCCAAGUGGUUGUUUAACACUAGAUUUUGCUCUGGGUGGUGGCCUUCCAAAAGGAAGAGUAGUGGAGGUAUAUGGUCCAGAAAGCAGUGGAAAAACAACCCUUGCUCUGCAUGCAAUUGCUGAAGUACAGAAACUAGGAGGAAAUGCCAUGCUUGUCGAUGCAGAGCAUGCUUUUGACCCAGCUUAUUCAAAAGCUCUUGGGGUGGAUAUUGAAAAUCUGAUUGUCUGCCAACCUGAUAAUGGAGAGAUGGCACUAGAAAUUGCGGACCGUAUGUGCAGAUCUGGAGCAAUAGAUCUCAUCUGUAUUGAUUCAGUGUCAGCGCUCACUCCACGUGCAGAGAUUGAAGGUGAGAUAGGAAUGCAGCAGAUGGGUCUACAAGCUCGUCUGAUGAGUCAAGCGCUGCGAAAGAUGUCAGGCAAUGCCUCAAAGGCUGGCUGUACUCUUAUAUUCUUGAAUCAAAUAAGAUACAAGAUUGGAGUAUUCUAUGGGAAUCCUGAAGUCACUAGUGGAGGGAUAGCUUUGAAAUUUUUUGCAUCCGUUCGCCUUGAGAUACGGCCCAUUGGGAAGAUAAAAUCUGCCAAGGGAGAUGAAGACAUUGGUGUGAAGGUUCGUGUCAGAGUGCAGAAAAGCAAAGUCUCUAGGCCCUACAAGCAAGCUGAAUUUGAAAUCAUUUUUGGGGAGGGUGUUAGUAAAUUGGGGUGUGUUCUUGAUUGUGCUGAGCUGAUGGAAGUAGUUGCAAAGAAGGGUUCAUGGUACAGCUACAAAGAUAUAAGAUUGGGCCAAGGCAGGGAAAAGGCACUACAGUAUCUCCGAGAGAACCCAACCAUCAGCGAUGAGAUAGAGAAGGUGGUUAGAGCUAUGAUACCAGAAGGAACCAGACAUAUGAGCCUACUAGCUUUUGGGCAGUCAUCAUCAAGUGAAGACGAACAAGUGUAUGAUGAGCAAUAGCAGUGCAUGAGGUCUGAAGAUGAACAACCGUGAAGCCAUCGGGCACCACAAUUCUGGGCUUUUGUCCCUAUGUGAUGGCACGAAAGACCAGAGGUGAUCAAACAGCAUGCAGUGGUGCGUGCGCUGUUGUAGGGGAGUUUGGCUGAUGAGUUGUGCCACCACUGAGAAUGAUAUAACUCGUGGUGGGGCAUUUAUAGAAUUAUAGUGUAUGACGAAGGAACUGAUUUUUCAAAUUAAUUAAGCUAAUUUCUAUUUGCACAUCUA
Panicum virgatum (switchgrass) is the source of this 1591-nucleotide messenger RNA. Its product is annotated as DNA repair protein recA homolog 1, chloroplastic-like. Gene Ontology annotation, biological process: DNA repair. NCBI's taxonomy places the organism in Eukaryota, Viridiplantae, Streptophyta, Magnoliopsida, Poales, Poaceae. The coding region runs from base 71 to 1327 and encodes 418 amino acids. Gene Ontology annotation, molecular function: ATP-dependent DNA damage sensor activity; ATP hydrolysis activity; ATP binding. The record is from RefSeq and is a predicted model, not a curated record. The transcript is spliced from 13 exons.